This is a messenger RNA of Capsicum annuum, 913 nucleotides long. RefSeq names its product putative disease resistance RPP13-like protein 1. NCBI's taxonomy places the organism in Eukaryota, Viridiplantae, Streptophyta, Magnoliopsida, Solanales, Solanaceae. The record is from RefSeq and is a predicted model, not a curated record. Bases 143 to 487 code for a protein of 114 amino acids. The transcript has a single exon.
AGAAUCACUUUGCAAAUUACUCUUAACAUUCAACAGGUAAAAUAAAGUUGUUAAUAUUUGAUUUGAAGAUAGAAACAUUUAUCUUCUCAAAAUACUUAAAAUCAUUUUUGUGGUUCCUUGUUUUGCUUUGUAGAUUUCAGAAAUGGAGAUUGGCUUAGCAGUUGGUGGUGCAUUUCUCUCUUCAGCUUUGAAUGUUCUCUUUGAUAGGCUUGCUCCUCAGGGUGAUCUGCUCAACAUGUUUCAGAAGAAUAAGCAUGAUGUUCGACUCUUAAAGAAGCUGAAAAUGACUUUGGUUGGCCUUCAGGCUGUGUUAAGUGACGCAGAGAAUAAGCAGGCAUCAAAUCAACAUGUGAGCCAGUGGCUUAAUGAACUUCGAGAUGCUGUGCACGGCGCUGAAAACUUAAUGGAACAAGUCAACUAUGAGGCUUUGAUAAAACAAACCUAUCUAUCUGGUAAUCAUGCACAUAAUUCAUAUGAUAAAAGAUAAUGCGAAAAACACACAAUACUACUGAAACAUGGUUAUUAGUCUAAUAAAAUCAAUAAUGGGAAUUAAAGUCCCGCAACAUCUAUCAACAUUUGAAAAAUCGUCUGCAAAAUCUCAAAUACAUGAUCACUAAUAAUUUGAAAAUUGGGACAAGGCCCCCAGUAGAUCAAAACAUGACUAAAGAUAUAUAUCUGAAAAUAAACAGGCCUUCUGGAUCAUAGAAGGCUCACCACUGUACAACCUGAUCUGUGAUCUGAAAUAUCUACUGUUUAUCUUGACCCCUAGACUGUGUCCCAAAAUCUGAAAGGAGGAAGGGUCAGCACAAAAGUACUGGCACGCGAAGCAAUCCAAAAUAGUGUAUUUGUAUAUGUGUAAAGUAGAUGAGAGCAAUUUAACAAAACAUCAUGUAUAAAAUAGUUUCCAAAAACA